Messenger RNA from Fusarium odoratissimum NRRL 54006, 2326 nucleotides. RefSeq lists its product as uncharacterized. Gene Ontology annotation, biological process: positive regulation of transcription by RNA polymerase II. Gene Ontology annotation, cellular component: nucleus. The coding region runs from base 1025 to 2086 and encodes 353 amino acids. The transcript has 2 exons. Lineage: Eukaryota; Fungi; Ascomycota; Sordariomycetes; Hypocreales; Nectriaceae. The record is from RefSeq and is a predicted model, not a curated record. Gene Ontology annotation, molecular function: transcription cis-regulatory region binding; DNA-binding transcription factor activity.
AAUCCAUCCUUCAUCAAUGGACACCAACAACGCCCCCAGACGAUUUCGCCGCAAUCGACCGUCUCGGGCUCGCGGUUUGAGAACCUCGACGGGCUGGUAGGUAUUUACUUACUUACUCCCACUCGACUGGCUAAGGCUGGCCUUGAAACCGCUGACACUACCCUACAGCCUCACCUGUAGAAGAAGACGCGUCAAGUGUGACGAAGGCAAGCCCAGAUGUGUCCAGUGUUCCAAGUCUGAUCGAGACUGCCGUUAUGCUCAGCAACUGAGUGUCCUAGUACAAGCAGAUCAGGACAUCUCCGAAGCAGUGAAGUUGCGCCAGGAUGCAGACCCUGAGGCAUCUUGCAGCGGGAACAGCAGUACCGGCGGCCUAAGCGUUGCUCAAGAGACGGGCGAUGCUGAGAAUAAUCAACCCAGCAUCGAGGGAACGGCCAGCUACCAGGAUAACUUCCAAGUCCUUGUUGAACCUUCCGUUACAUUCCAGCUCCAUGACUCCAUCAAUAUAUCCCAGGAUGACCAGUCAGAGACGAGUAAUGAUGGAUGUUUGCCCAACGUAGACUUUGAUUUCGCUGCGUCUCCGUUAGCCAGGAGCCAAGUUUCGCUGCUCAACAUCUCGCCAUUCGAAUGGUACGACCUGUUAGCGCAGGAUGCCAUCUCCCAGAUCCAACGAUUAAACGAUGCCUCGAAUGGCGAACCACGAUGGAACUUUGAUGAGAGCACGCUCUCUCGACGGCAGUCACCCGCCCCGAGAUCUACCGAUACCGACUCCCACGCACAAGACCGUCGCGGUAAUGGUCUUGGAGUGCCCUUAGUGGAUCACGAAUCGGCCAACAAACCAUGGAACACCACUGAGAGCAUCGAGCUCUCGCCAGCCGACCUUGGCUUCUUUCGUUACUACACUGACAUUGUUGGACCGAUUCUCGAUCUGUUUGAUCAAGAGCGUCAUUUUACCAAUGUCGUACCUCACCUCGCGCUGCGCAAUUCGGGACUAUUGAAGGCGAUACUUGCAGUCGCAGCCAAACACAUGUCUCUUGGCGUCAAAGUCAGGCAGCCACAGAGCCAUGGCGGAAACUCGAGCGAGAGCAACUCAUCGUCGCCGGAGACAACAACAGGCGGUGGCCAAUCCCCGGAACACAGUCAAAUACCUGCGCACAUGGCCACCCAGUACUACUACGAGACCCUCCAGUAUCUUUCGCAGACUCUACUCUAUCCUUCGUAUGCAGAAUCCCACGAGAUUCUAGCCACGGCCAUAAUGAUCAGCACAUAUGAAAUGUUUGACGCUGGCGGCACCUCGACGAGCGGCAACUGGGAACGCCACCUACGAGGUGCUUUCUGGAUACAACGUUCCCAAGACAACGAUGGCGAGUCCAUCGACGGAUUGAGGCGAGCUGUGUGGUGGGCGUGGCUUAGACAGGAUAUCUGGGCAGCGUUCCGGGCAGGGAGGCCGACUCUUACUAUCUGGCGCCCCAAGAAGAGACUCGAGGAUCUCGAUUCUGACGAGCUCGCCACGAGGAUGGUCUACAUAUGUGCCAAGUGCGUCGAGUUUGCCGCUCUGGACAAGACCUCACCUAGUCAAGAUAUACAACAGAAGAUUGAGCAUGGUAACAGACUUCUUCAAGCCCUCGAAAAUUGGUAUCGUAUCCUUCCUUGCUCGUAUAAGCCAGUCAUGGUGACAGCGGAACACGACACCAUGAGCCGGGCACCCUCAACCUCCAAGUCUCAGACAAGGUUCCGAUCCGUAUGGUUCCACCCGCCGAACCACGCCGGCGCCAUGCAGAUGUAUCACUUUUCCAAGGCCAUCGUACUGCUGAACCAGCCCUCAACCGGUGGCCUCAACGCGUACCGUCAGCGUCAAAAAGGCCUCAACGAAAGCCUCCACAUGGUUUGCAGCAUUGCAAACGCCUGCCAAAGGGGCGAGCCUGCAAUGGCCUUUCUCAAUGUCCAGGCCAUAUUUGCUGUCGGCCAGUGCGUUCAGAUGCCAGAGAAGCAGGCGGAACUCCUUGAUACUUUGGACAGGAUGUUGGAGAUUAGCAAGUUUCCCGCUACGGGGCUCGUAGCAGAUCUUAAGCGCGUAUGGCAAGAAUAAGAUGCUACUUCGCGACUACUGCAAAGCUGACUUGAAGCUUUUCUUGUCCAGAUUGGAUGUAUCUUGACUUUCAGCUAAUCCAAUGACUUGGUCAUCGCCGAUCGACCAAGCCCUUCACGUUCAAACAGAGUAGACGACGAAUCUGGUUAAACUGGGGAAAAUGCGUUCAUCUCACGCUUCUAUUGUUACCGUGCAUAGAAAUAGAUACAUCACCAAAACGUGCUUGUAACCUUUUACCAA